AUGCUCCAACUGACAGCCUUGUGUGGGUUUGGAUCUGUACUCUGGUAUAGGAGUAAGGGAAACAAGGGAACCGCCAUCAACACCCAACAUGUAUCUGAUACCGCGGCUGAUGAAGCCGCUGGUACAGACCCAGGCCUGUUGAAGAAGUACUCCACCGUUCGCUCCUACACUGUCCCGUCAACUGGAUUCGUCUACCCCAGGCUCCGGACCUUUUACCGCCCACAUCACCAAGAGGACAAACUCCCCAAGGAUCCAUGUCCUGUUCCACUACUGGUGUUCAUUCAUGGCCUCGGGGGCUCUAUCGCUCAAUUCAGUCCCAUCCUUAUCAGUCUUUCCAAUCUUGCCCCUUGUCUGGCCGUCGACCUCCCUGGAUGCGGUGUAUCAAGCUUCGAGCCAAAGACAUGGGGCGCCUACACCACGGAAGCCCUGGUGCAGCUUCUCGCCGUCGUUAUCGAAGCACAUCGUGGAGUCAAUGAUGGACAGCCUAUCGUUCUUGUUGGCCACAGCAUGGGAUGUUCACUUGCUGCGCUCCUGGCUUCUCCAACUUCACCACACGCACAUCUCCUAUCGCAGCAUGUCAGCGGCUUGAUUGCCAUCUGCCCCAAAGCUGAACCUCCUACUGAAGAAGAAGUCAAGAAGCUACGCUCUGUCACAUUGAUGCCUGCCGCUCUUUUCGAUCUGAUUAGACGUUGGGAUAGAAGAGGAGGUGUCAACAGCAAGAGCGUGCUACGCAUGGCAGGAGUGGAUUCUGACGACGAGACGAAGAAGCUACAAUUGCGCUUCAACAAGCAGAGCCGGAGUGCUGUGUGGUUGAGGAUGGCCCGUGGAAUGUGUCCCGACUACUCCAGUGGCUCGCCGGUAGGGGGUCUCCCAGGGAAGGAGGUCUGGGAAGGACUGAACAUUCCGGUGUUUCUUGCUGCUGGUGAGACUGACACAGUCACUCCUGCGUCGAACGUCAAGCAGAUUGUCGAAUUUCUAGGAAGAGAUGUUAGCGCGAUCCAGCCACCGAGCGAGAUGGCGAGCCUACCCAUUGCAGCAGCCCCCUUCGUACCCUCCGCGGUCCUCCCUGACAACGACAACCCGGGACGUACAGAGCACCAAGAUUCCGGUAUCGAUGUCGAGGACCUACCAAAAUUAGAAGACGACACCAAGACCAUCGAAUCAACCGCUAUAUCCACCACGGACGUCAGCGUCUCUUCCACCUCAGAAACAACAGAAGGCAGCGUAAUCACCACCGACGGCCCCCUCCUUUCCGCCACCACAACCCCCAUAACCCCCACCACCCACACGCCCUCCCCGCACCCCCGCCGCCUCGUCGUCAAAACCGCCAUAAUGCCCAAACCAGCCGCACACUCGCUCCUCUUCGCGCCCUCCACCUCGCGCAUAAUCGCGGGCCUAAUCAACACCUUCUUCAUCGACUACAUCGACCCACGCCUCUCUCUGGCAUGGCAACUCUCCUACCUCUCCACAGAAGGCAAAUGGGACGUCAAGAACCUCGCAAAAUGGAAAGCCGUGCCCCCCGUCUCCGCACCCAUCGCCGGCGUCUUCCGCGCCAUGAAGACACUAAGAGAAGUCGAUGAGGAACACACGCCCAAGGUAUUGACAAGACAGUGGAAGGGUAAACUAUGCGCCGUAAUCGACAUCUCGCACGACAACCCCGUCUACGACCCCAAAGGCCUAGAAGAAGGCGGAAUCCCCUACCACAAAUUCCCCACCGUAUCCAAGCAACCGCCCCAAGCAGCCGAAGUCAACGAUUUCUUCGAUCUCGUCGAUAAGAUUCGUGCGGAAGGGAGGCCCGGGUUGAUUGGCGUACAUUGCCAUUAUGGGUUCAAUCGCACGGGCUUCUUUCUCGUGUCUUAUCUGAUUGAGAGGUUGGGGUAUAGUGUUGAGGAUGCGAUUGAGACGUUUAAGACAGCGAGGCCGCCGGGGAUUAGGCAUAGCCAUUUUAUUGAUGCGUUGUAUGUUAGGUAUUGUCGCGGGUUGAAGAGGGCGCCUACGCUUUAA
This is a messenger RNA of Alternaria metachromatica, 2004 nucleotides long. RefSeq lists its product as uncharacterized. Gene Ontology annotation, molecular function: mRNA guanylyltransferase activity; protein tyrosine/serine/threonine phosphatase activity. The record is from RefSeq and is a predicted model, not a curated record. Gene Ontology annotation, biological process: 7-methylguanosine mRNA capping; protein dephosphorylation. The coding region runs from base 1 to 2004 and encodes 667 amino acids. The transcript has 2 exons. Lineage: Eukaryota; Fungi; Ascomycota; Dothideomycetes; Pleosporales; Pleosporaceae.